AUGACGCAGUUGAUGCCUCUGUCCGAAUACCUUUCGAGCACCACCCAGCUUGGGAUGGGCUUCAUACCGGUUCAGGAAGUGGGAGAAGAAGAGCCACGUGCCUAUCUCUACCAACUCGACAUCAUCCAAGGAAUUGGUCCCGAGGUUUCAGGAUCGUUUCAGUGCCUGUCAGCAGGAAAUGAUGCAACUUGA
Messenger RNA from Penicillium crustosum, 192 nucleotides. RefSeq lists its product as uncharacterized. The transcript has a single exon. NCBI's taxonomy places the organism in Eukaryota, Fungi, Ascomycota, Eurotiomycetes, Eurotiales, Aspergillaceae. The record is from RefSeq and is a predicted model, not a curated record. The coding region runs from base 1 to 192 and encodes 63 amino acids.